Molecule: messenger RNA, 2905 nt
Organism: Lobosporangium transversale
Lineage: Eukaryota; Fungi; Mortierellomycota; Mortierellomycetes; Mortierellales; Mortierellaceae
Exons: 2
Coding region: 164-2674 (836 amino acids)
Source: RefSeq, a predicted model, not a curated record
CUGCAUUUGCAUGUAUUCUAAUGGUACACAAACAUCAUUGCAAUAACUCACGCACAAACAAAAAAUUUUACCAAAUUUCCAAAUUUACACUCAUGCAGGUCUCAGGCAUCCACACCUUUUUCGUAAUCCUUUCCAUGUCCCCUCGGUCGAAGCGGGACUCUCAAUGUUGGCGAACCCACGCAAGAGUCAUCUGUUUUCAGUCAAGAUGAUGCGCAUCGACACUGUCGCAGGAUUGCUCACUACUGCACUCUCCAGGACAUAUCCCCCACUCAUUCCACCACAUAUUCAGGAAAUGUUUCAGAAUCCCAACGGCCGCUUCUUUUUCGAAUUGUUGGGCAUGCUUCCUGAAUUGAAUCGAUACCUUUUUGUUGAAAUUCUUGAUCUUUGCUGUGCUUUGGUUGAUCAGCAAGCAUUCAAUCAAAUCUCCCACAGCAAACUAGCUGUCUUCCCUGGAUCAUGCUGUUUUGGUCUUAAUGAAUUCAAACCCAACUGGGACACUCGACAUUUGAUGGGGGCUGACCUUCGCCGGUUCUCAAGCGCAUUUUACCAUGCAAUCUACGCAUACCGUGAGGAGCGUGACUUGACUGAAGAGCAACUUCAAGAGAAAUUGGAUACGCGCGCCAGAGUCUUGGAACAGGAGCGAAUCGCUGCACUGGAGCGCGAGCAUGGAUACAAAGGUGCUCAAGCUAUUUUGAGAAUGGAGGCUAGAAUUGCACAAGGUCUGCCUGCGGAGUCACCCAACACUAUGAAGGAGAUUGAUCUUUAUGCUGACAGGAAAGAGAAGGUAGUUGCAGAUGAUGCCAUUUCUAUUCUGGAUAUCAAACUUGGUGAAGAUGACGAUGAAGACGGCUCGAAGGUCCCAGGUUUGGCUCACAUCCGGGAAGAAGAUGAGGAGCCAGAGGUCGAGAAUGUACAGGCAGUUAUUCGAGAUUUGCGAAGGAGUGUCUCAGUGGCAUCGCUUGGAAAGUCCACAUACGAGAAUCAACCUCGGCUCCCCAUAUCUCCUCCCCCCGCACUUUCACUCGCAGUCUCAACUUCGGGGCGCAAGGGAUACAUGUCACCCGUCUCACCAAUAUCACCCACUACUCCCAUGUCACCCAAAUCUAUCUUUUCAGGCACUGGUUUCUUGUCACGAUCCAACACUCUUGCACGGUCUGUCUCGCUCAAGCUUCACCCUGUCUCACCCGGUGACAUUUUUGGUAUCAGCCAACGUGCGGUUGAGAAGCGUGAACUUGAGGGCUUCUUGGCUGUGGCUCGUACGGUCACUGUGAAGAGACGCAGAACAGCCUUUAAUAAGAGGGCGCUUCAGCAGCGCCAGGCGCACAAAAUGCGUAUCCUAGCAGCAGCAGCACCAACCUCAAAUCAAAUUCGCCCCUUAUUGGUAGCCACUAUCUCGACAAAAUCGAUCCGAACUCUUCGUCGGCAUCAUCGUUCCCAUAAUACCACUACUGUCACUCCGUUGUCUGGCACAAGCAUGCAGGGCUGCCCUCCCGUCCCCACUGCUGCGGCUCUUCGUCGUGAACGCGCCAAAAAGUUCCGCAAAGAAAUUGAGGCCUAUAAGGCGAAGGGUCUUUCGCUCGAUGAAGCCAUUCAAGCUCGUGAUGCAGAUAUAAAGCAAGCUCGACGUCGUGAGCGACGCGCCAAGCGGGCUGCUCAGGCCAAGGCAGAAGCAGAGCGUGAAGCAGCAGCAGCAGCAGCAGUGGCAGGCGCCAUUGCCCAGCACGGUGGACUGAUCAUUGGUGAAGGUAUAGAGUUGACAUCGGAGGAGGCUGAGAUUCUAGAGGCGUUUGAUUACCUAAGCGACGAGGAGUUUCAAGAAUUCAAGGAGUUGGCCGGAUUGACGGACGAAAAUAUCAAGGCCAUUCAAGCCAAGGCCGCAGCUCUCUCGUUAAGCAAGGUUACCCAGGAGAUUAAAACCGCACCCAUCCCUGUAAUCUCGGAGAGCGUGCAAAUGAAGAGAAACAGCUUCAUUCCGGCUCAGACUACAGUUGUUGACACACUAUCUGAGCAGACUCCUGUGGAAGAAAGCGAAACCACGAGCCCCCAUACCACUGACGACGUUGACGCACAAGGCAGCAGCAACAACCGACCUUUUAAUAUCCGACACAUGACUUCAAUGGACAUGAUGUUUAAGCACGCAUCUGUAGUAGGUGAUGCUAAUCUGCGUCUGUAUCCAACACGUCCCUCGAGCCCUACAAUUUCAGACUAUGAAUCUGACUCUAUGCACGGAGGCCUUCUCUCGCGUGCAGCGUCCGUAAUGCGAAGUCGUAUGUACAACGAUGACAGCGAAGAAGUCGAAGAUGACAAUAACACUGGUGACGAUGAAGAUAGCAAUUCGGACUGCGCUAGUCCUUCAGCCUCUACCCUCCUCCAGCCGGCUACAUUAGCGCCCCCUGCGAUCCCAUAUACGACGCGCCCUAACGCCACCUUGAAGGAUGACGCGCAAGAAGUUCAGGAGGAGAUUGAUAGCCACCAACACCAUUUGGUACAGCAGCAACAAAGCAACAGUUCAUUCGUAUUCGAGGUUGAGGAGACUGUUGAGUCUGAAGAGGAGGCUGAGCUCCGUGAGUUGCUCGAGUCCAUGUCUCCGGAAGAACGAACCGAGUUCUUGCGUCUGUCGAAUCAAGAGGCGAUGGGCAUGUCCAUGGCUUCAAGUGUGCUUGUCCAUCCUUAAAAAAAAGAGAUUUUUUUUUUCUAACCCAAUUUCUACACCCAUUUUAAUCAGCUAAUUACUCGUAAUGCCUUUAAUACUGUUCAUAGUCAGAUUCCCCCCUUUCAUAUUUUUAUUUUUUCAUCCCUCUCAAAUUUAACGAAAGUGCUGUGAUUGUAAAAGUGAUGUUUUCUUUUCACACAGCUCCGCCAAUUUUAUCCUUUUGUUCUCUUAAUGACACCACGAAAAAAAAAA